UACUUUUAAAUUUUAAAAAAUGAAACCUUAUUAUGGUGAAUUUUUGUUUUUGUUAUUGUUAAGUAUUGUCCGCAAAGUAUUCAGUGUCCACUUUGAUCCUUUAGGUUAUGUAGUGUAUUGUCCUUGUAUGGGCAGAUUUGGCAAUCAAGCGGACCAUUUCCUAGGGGCCUUGGCCUUUGCCAAAGGCCUAAACAGAACGCUGGUACUGCCACCUUGGAUAGAGUACCGAUACGGUGAACGGAAGUCUAUUCAAAUCCCAUUCGACACUUAUUUCAAAGUACCACCUUUGGAAAAGUACCACAAAGUAGUCACAAUGGAACGGUUCAUGCAAGAAAUUGCCCCAUAUGAGUGGCCCCCUGAUAAGAGGAUAUCGUUUUGUUAUAUGAGCAGGGGUAAUACAGAAAACUGUAACGCAAAAGAAGGUAAUCCGUUUGGACCGUUUUGGGAUACUUUCAAUGUAGAUUUUGUGGCUUCUGAGUUUUAUGGGCCUUUGCACUACGAUAUCACAAAUAAAGAUGUUUUGGCCCAAUGGCUGGACAAGUAUUCGUCUAGUAAAUGGCCUGUUUUAGCUUUCACAGGUGCUCCAGCCAGUUUUCCAGUCUCAAACGAAAACCGCCUUCUACACAAACACCUACAAUGGUCCAAAACCAUUGACCAACAAGCUGAAUCUUUUAUAAAAUCAAAAAUGCCCAAAGGAGCUUUUGUAGGGCUACAUUUGCGCAACGGAGUGGAUUGGGUGCGAGCCUGCGAGCACAUUCCUGAAAGCCCCAAUUUGUUUUCAGCCCCCCAAUGUCUAGGAUACCAAAACGAAAAAGGCAAAGCCACUGCAGACAUGUGUUUGCCUUCAAAAGAAUUAAUUUUAAGGCAAUUGAAGCGAGUAAUUAAGAGUAUUAACAAUAAUAACCAGAAAACUAUUGUAGCUGUUUUUGUUGCUUCAGAUAACAAUCACAUGUUAGAAGAGCUGCAAAGUGGACUAAAACGAAUGGACAUAAGGGUUUUUAAGUUGGAUAAAUCUAGUCCUCAUAUAGAUUUGGCUAUUUUAGGCAAAUCAAAUCAUUUUAUUGGUAAUUGUAUUUCGUCGUUUAGUGCCUUUGUUAAGAGGGAGAGGGAUGUUAAGGGAUUUACUUCGAGUUUUUGGGCUUUUCCUCAAGAGAAAAGUGCUAGUAAGAAGUCAAAACAUGACGAAUUGUAACUUUCAUAGUUUCUUUUUUUACACUUGUGACUAAGAAUCAAAAUUUCUUUUGGUGAAUGCGGUAAAUAGAGUAGCGCCAUCUAUUUUUCAAGCCACAACAUUAACUUUGCGCCUACUCCAAUGCAAGGAGAGUUUUGGAGAAGGCGCAAGAAGAUCAAUAAAAAUGUGAUUGUACGAUAAUUUACAUAUUAAUUACGGAAAUUUUCCAAGCGUCAUAAGACUGCAAUUAAGUAUUUUUAGGUUUUUAAGCGUCAAAUCUCGGAUCACAUCCAAUAAUUGAAAAAUGUGAUACUUUUAUACCAAUGUACGUAGUUAUAAGGCUUUUAUUUUUUUCUAAAAAUGAAUCACUAAUAGUAAUUAAGCCUUUUCAAUAAAAUCAUGACACUGCUAGUAAAUGACAUGUUCUAAUUUUAAACCACCCCAGUCAGCAGGAAUUUAUUAGUCAUGUGCCUCUGAAAAAAUACAGACAUGGAGAUUGAUAUGUUUGUCUUUUCGAUUAUAGUAUAGAAGUCAGUAGCGGCGCUUUGUAGAAUUAAUACACGGAUUUUGGUAUUUCACUCACUAAUACUACAAAAAUGAUUCAUUGCCAGGUAUUUUGAAUUUUUUUUCCUGAAAAACUAUUUUUAACUCAUGUAAAAUUCAAUCCAUUUCAGUUUUCAAGGAAAUUCAACAUCAUUUAUUGCGGGUUUUUUUGGGACCUCUAAUUAAUUAAUUGUGAAUCCCAUGAGAAAAUUGGGAAAUUCAAUCUCAUCAAUUUUAUAAGUAGGUAUCUGACAGGUAUUUUUUUAUAUUUUCGGAAUUUUGUAUUGGCAACACUGAAACUGAAUAAGUUAUAGUAGGCCAUGUACAAUUUACAAUUAAUAAUCUUUCAGCUGACGAUACUGGAGUUACAUUUCUUGUACUGUACACAAAAUUUAUUAGCCUACUCAAGUGCCGAGAAUAAUAAAAAUAAUUUCAAUUUUAUCUUUCCUACUUUAUCUUCAUUUCAUUCUCACACGUUCAAUUUUUUUAUAUCCUUAUCUUCCUCUUAUUUCAAGUUACAAAGUUACUCGAGCAUCAGGAAUAAUUAAAACUUAAGUCAUAAUUUUUUUCUCUCUACUUUAUUUCUAUCUCUUUCUUGCUCAUUCACUUUCUCAAGAUAUAUACUCAUUUCUCUCUCAAAAAGCAUCUGUACACGAUGCGAGAAACUACAUGCGUGAAAGCCUCGAAUCCAAUUUCCAUGCAAUCUCGAACCGUCUAUAAUAAACUAAUCUCGCAUUUACAAAU
This is a messenger RNA of Ceutorhynchus assimilis (cabbage seed weevil), 2458 nucleotides long. Lineage: Eukaryota; Metazoa; Arthropoda; Insecta; Coleoptera; Curculionidae. The record is from the annotation of a GenBank genome assembly.